Messenger RNA from Biomphalaria glabrata, 4700 nucleotides. RefSeq lists its product as uncharacterized. Lineage: Eukaryota; Metazoa; Mollusca; Gastropoda; Planorbidae. The coding region runs from base 1473 to 3755 and encodes 760 amino acids. Gene Ontology annotation, biological process: protein deglycosylation. The record is from RefSeq and is a predicted model, not a curated record. Gene Ontology annotation, molecular function: mannosyl-glycoprotein endo-beta-N-acetylglucosaminidase activity. The transcript is spliced from 11 exons. Gene Ontology annotation, cellular component: cytoplasm.
CAAAUGAUAUUGAUCUAAUCUAGAUCUAUAAUUCUGAAAUUCAGCUAGAAAACUUGUGGAUGGUUGGAGAUGCAGAAGAUGUAUUCAGAUGUAGUCUUUUAUGCGUCUUGCCACUAGGUCGCUAGACUAUCUGAUAAAGCUGGCCUCUCCACAAACUUAAAUAACAUUCAACAUUUUCUUCGCCUUCUUCCUUCGUGUCGCCCAAGGACCCCAGACAUAUGCUUGAAACUAGUAGACCCUAACACCACUAAGCUAAGUCAUUCAUCUAACGACUUUCAAAUUCUAGCACUGGAGACCAUUAAUGCCUUCAAGCCCAGUGCCAUUUUUGCAUCAAUAGAUUCUGGAAGAGCAGGCUAUGGAGCCUACAUCAAGUUUCUUGGCUCUGACUCAGUCAAAAUAUUUGGACCAUGUGGUAGUGUUUGCAGUUUUGAUGUGCAGAGACCUUAAAAGUCAUUGACUCUCAACUCGGCGAAGGACAUUUGAGGGCAACACAGAUUUUAGUGGUCACUGACUCAAAACCUAUAGAUAGAUACUACUUGCAAAGCCCUGGAUCAUGGCCUCCCAAUAUCAAUACUAUCAUCAUAAAGCAAUGCUAUGGCACUCCUGUAAUAAUGCAGUGGGUACUGAGUCACAUAGGUGUGACUGGCAACACCAUUGCAGACUCCUUGGCCUACCAUGGAGGGCAAACACCACCCACAGAGCAGUCUGUGAGUUUUCAUCAUGCUCUAGCUAUAAUCCUAAAAAUAGAAAUGGAAAGUGGUUUGAGUGGUGAAACAAGUCCCAAAAGGCCCGUGGAGUCUGGGAGCACAUGAGGUGCCCUGACCGCACUUCCCCAUGGUGUAGGCUAUCUAGGCCUGAGCAAGCACAGUGCAGGACAGGACAUUGUCCUGUUGGCUCUAUUUCUCACGGUUAUGGCUGAAUUUUAACUCACGGUGCCCUGUUGUAGGAAGAAGAGAAAAACAAUGUCUCAUAUUCUUUUUGACUGCCCCAGACUUGCUGGUUUCUGUCUCGACAGGUCUGGAAAACCAAAAAUUCUCAACCUGUAUGGUGACAUUUAUGCACUAUGCAAAACACCAGGGCUUUUGCAAAUCAAAUGGAUUUUGAUGUUGAUGAUGAUGAUGAUAUAGAUAGAUCAAGAUAAAGGAGUCUUAGUAUUAUUUGUGUUCUUUUCAGUGAUUAAAUGAAACGUAAUGAUAAAUAGAUCUUUAUCUAAACAUUAUUUAAUUACAAAUGUAGGCUUUUAUUGGAAUGAUAAAGCUAGCAGCUACAAUCUUACAUUUUCUGUUCAUCGACUAUAAUGAAAAUUUUGCUAUAAAUAAUAAAUGAAUGUAUAUGACAUGUACAUUGAUUUUAAUGAAUGCUUCUUAAAUUUAAAGGUUAAUUUACACAUAAAAAAGAAAGAAUUUUUGGACUUACUAUAAUUAAGCAGAAAAAAAAGUAAGUUGAGGAAAAAUAACACUGUCAAUAUUAGAAUGAAAAUAGGGCUUGAUGAAUCUGGUCAAGUAAUAACUGAGCCAUUAGACAGUCUGAGUGAGCUCUUGCAAUGGAAUCCAGAGAACUUCUCUUUUAACAAGUCAGUAAUACAAAAACAAGUUCAGAUGGUUGCUAAUAAUGAUUCAUUGAGGAAAGGACUAGAACCAUCUACUCGGCCUCAGGUGUUGGUGUGUCAUGAUAUGUGUGGUGGAUACUUAGAUGACAGAUUUUGCCAGGGUUCCAGUUCAGUUUCCCCUUACUGCUUCUACCAUUGGCAGCUGAUUGACAGCUUUGUUUAUUUUAGUCAUCACUUCAUCACCAUUCCUCCAGUUGGCUGGAUUCAAGCAGCUCACAAGCAUGGUGUGGACAUCUUAGGUACUAUCAUUACUGAAUGGGAGACUGGAUCCAGUAUAUGUCAAGAGAUGCUACAGUCUACCUCAGUCAUUGACAGAGUCACCACCAAACUUGCACAGAUGGCACUAGCAUAUGGAUUCAAUGGUUGGCUAAUAAAUAUAGAGAAUAAAAUAGAGAUCGACCACAUACCAGGACUGCAAUACUUUGUACAUGAACUGACUUUAAAGUGUCGAGCAAUGCUAGAUGCUCCAAAAGUACUCUGGUAUGACAGUGUUAUCAACACUGGUGAACUCAAAUGGCAAAAUGAAUUGAAUGCACUCAAUGAAAUGUUCUUUCAAGUUUGUGAUGGGAUAUUUCUGAACUACUGCAUCUCCAAUGAUCAUUUAUCUCACUCGAAGAUGAUGGCAGCAUCCUAUGGGCGCCAGUUUGAUGUUUAUGUUGGUGUAGAUGCCUUUGGUAGAGGGACACCUGGUGGUGGCGGCUUUAAUUGCAGGGAGGUGAUGGAGAUGAUACAAACUCAUGGUUUGUCGUGUGCUUUGUUUGCUCCUGGCUGGACGUAUGAAAAACAUCCCAAAGAACACUUUGAUGUUCAGGAAGUUAUGUUUUGGGGACUACUCAAUGAUAGAAUGUCAACAAGAACAGUCAAAGUUCCAUUUUCUACUUCCUUCUGUCGUGGAUAUGGAAACCAGUAUUUUUUAGAAGGGCAGAGCUUGAGUGAGAGUCCCUGGUACAACCUCUGUGUACAACAGAUUCAGCCAUCAUUCACACAGAGCCAGUUCUACAGGUACACUCUAGCAAAAACUGUGAGACAAGUCACAGAGAAAACUGGAGAAGCCAAAGAGGAAAUAGAUGUGAAGGUACACUCUGAAGUACAGCAUCCAGCAAACCCAAGUAUGGACUUUGAUGUAAGCUGUGGAUAUAUAGGAGGUGGAUGUCUGAAGUUGUUUGCUGAGAGAAUUCAGUCCCAAGCUGUGUGCUUCAAAUUAUUUAAACUUGACUCAGAUUACUUCAAAUCUCUGGAGAUUUCUGUUGUUUGGAAAGCUUCUUGUAUUGAUGACUUUAGUUUUGCACUGGCACUGACAUCCGCUGAUGAAGAAAAAAUUCGCCCCAUCUUUACUCUCCUAGAGACUACAAGCUUGUCAGACAAGCAGCGCAAAGAUAUGAGCCUACAAUUGUGUGAAGUUGAUCCAUCGAUAUGUGUGCAGACUAUUAGGCAGAUGGAAGAAACAAACCUCAAAAAUGGAUUUACGAAAAGUACUUUCCUUGUGAGCAGUUCAAAGUUUAUAGAAGCUGGAUACAAAGACAAUUUGUUUAUUCUAUCUGCUAUACUUGUUCCUUGUGAUAAUGUUGGAGCCUUGAAUUCUUGCAUGACUGUACAUAUAGGGCACAUCACAGUUCAUGAAUAUCACACAGCUUUGUUUCCCCGGCCAUCUUUAAAUAAUAUGUUGUGCUGGACUCUGAAAGCUGACCUGCCUUUGUCUAUAGAUGACAUGCACAAAAUUUUGAUCAAUCCAUAUCUCAAUAUCAACCUGCAGAACACAAAAACGCCCCCUUCCACUGAGGAAUCCUCCAUCUCUUUCAACACUGACUCUGUCAGUAAGUCUCAAGGCAGCAUAAGUGUGAGCUCAUUUAGUGCUCAAAAUUGUGACAUUGUUUCCUCCCUCCAGUCAGCCUUGUCUCAAAGCAGCUCAGAACUCAGCAAUCCCAUUUACAUCUUGAAAUGGAGCUACUCUAGUUCUAUGAACAUAGAUUAUAUUCUGGUAUCCAGUUAUGACCAGUCUGGUCAAAGAAAACUACUAGGUCAGACAGUGGGGGAAAAGUUUGUCUAUGUUCCCUCUAAUGAUGAUAACAAACUUGUCUCAUUUUCUAUACAGCCAAUUUUUCCCUUUGCAAAUAGUAUUGGUGAUGAACAAUUUUACAAACUCUGAUAAUAGAAUACCACUUUUAAGAAAACAUCAAUUUUUAGUUAUAAUUUCUAUCUAACAAAUCAACUGCAAACUUUUGACCAAGAUGAAAUUGUCAUUUGAAAUUAUUUUUUUCUUCCACAAUUUAUGGUUUUGUAGGGCAGAUUUCAUGUUCAACAAGUUUACUUCUCAAAUGGGAGUCAAAUCCUAGCUGCUUGUUGAACAGACUUUUUUUUAUUACCACUAGACACAUUUAGUGUUUCUAGCUGUCAAGCUGCUAUUUGUGACAUUUUUAUAGUGUACAAACACAUUAGGAUGUGAUUAUUAUCUCAAGUUUAUAUAAGUUAUUGAAAAGACCAGAUGGCUGAUUUAUUUCUCAUAUGUAUUGUUUUUUGCCUUUGCAUUUUAACAAAAUAUUUAAGUUCAUAAAAGCUUUUCUAGUGUAAAGAAAAUUUAAAUGAUUUUAAUGUUCUACUGAGUUGUUUUUUUUUUGGAAUGCUUUCUUUACUAGUACUUUUUGGAAGAUCUUCAAAUAGUCUAUCAACAAUAAAAUGUAGUCAUUUGGAAGUGACUAAAAUUUAUUUUUUUAAUUAUGUUCAGGCUAUAAAUUAUGCCAAUAGUAAUGCUUAUUACCGACAGAUUUAAAAAGUCAAUGAAUGUGGGUUGAUAAAAUAGCCUUCUAAUUACUCCUCAGUCUAUCCACUAGUCAUAAGUACUCAAAGUUCUCGUAGAAUUUUAGUCAUGUUUUCUGUCCCAGAUUGAAUAUUUGAUUCAUAUUAAAUGAAUUUCACUUGAGCUAACAUUUGUUUACAUGUGUAUAUCAAGUUGUUAUGUCAGACAUUUUGCAUGUAAAAGUUGUUCUAAUGGCUAUGAGUCAGACAUUUGAAAUUUAAAAGACAAACUGUUUAUAUGGCUAUUGGACAGUCAUAUCAAGUUCUUUAUGUACCAGUAAUAAAAAUGUUAAUCUAA